This is a messenger RNA of Capsicum annuum, 3152 nucleotides long. RefSeq names its product phospholipase D delta. The coding region runs from base 345 to 2951 and encodes 868 amino acids. NCBI's taxonomy places the organism in Eukaryota, Viridiplantae, Streptophyta, Magnoliopsida, Solanales, Solanaceae. The transcript is spliced from 10 exons. Gene Ontology annotation, biological process: phosphatidylcholine metabolic process; phospholipid catabolic process. Gene Ontology annotation, molecular function: D-type glycerophospholipase activity; calcium ion binding. Gene Ontology annotation, cellular component: plasma membrane. The record is from RefSeq and is a predicted model, not a curated record.
UUUUUAUUUUUUUUUAACAAUUGAGUUUCUAACUUUAGUAAGUUUCAAAUACAGACUACAAUUUGAAUGUCCAAACUCCAAACGCAGUGCUUACUCCCAUUUGGCAUAUGCAAAUGCCACACUUUUGUUACUUAAAGUUAAAUGUCAAUAAUACCUUAACCUCCACCGCUACGUCCUACGGUGUCACCAUUACUGGGAGUCGUAAAAUCACAGCAAAGCUUUGCAGUUAUUCACAACGUGUAUCUCUAUAUCUCUGCAAUUGCUAUCAUCUUCUCUCUCUUUUCCCUAUGUUUCUUUGAACACUAUUACAACUACAACAAUCUCUCUCGACACAACACAAAAACAUGGCAGAAAAUUCAUCCAAGGAAAACUUCAUUUGUUUACAUGGAGAUUUAGAGCUUCAUAUAAUUCAAGCACGUCAUUUACCCAACAUGGACUUAACUUCCGAGCGUAUUCGCCGUUGCUUCACCGCCUGUGAUGUCUGCCGGAAACCUCCUCCUGACGACGACUCCGCCGCCACCGACGGAAACGGCGCUGUUCCCAAUGUGAAAACCUCCGACCAAAAAAUCCACCACCGGAGGAUUAUAACUAGUGACCCAUACGUUACUGUGUGCGCUCCUCACACUGCUCUUGCCCGUACACGUGUUAUACCCAAUUCACAAAACCCUGUUUGGGAUGAGCAUUUCCAUAUCCACUUAGCACACCCAAUUGACUCUUUGGAGUUUCGUGUUAAAGAUGAUGAUGUUUUCGGUGCUCAAGUUAUGGGUAAAGUUACUAUUCUGGCCGAGAAAAUUGCCCCCGGUGAGGUCAUUGCCGGCUGGUUUCCCGUUAUUGGUGCUUCAGGUAAACCUCCAAAACCCAACACGGCUCUCCGGUUAAUGAUGAAAUUCGUUCCGUACGAUAAAAACCCAUUGUACAGAAGAGGAAUUGCUUCAGAUCCUCAGCAUUUAGGGGUAAGGCAUACGUAUUUUCCACUGAGAAAAGGGAGUUCAGUGAAGCUGUACCAAGAUGCUCAUGUUAGCGAUAACUUUAAGCUCCCAGAUAUACAGCUGGAAAACAAUACAGUUUUCGAACACAACAAAUGCUGGGAAGAUGUAUGUUAUGCAAUUUCAGAGGCUCAUCAUUUGGUUUACAUUGUUGGGUGGUCUGUUUUUCACAAAAUCAAGUUAAUUCGAGAGCCCACCAAGCCAUUGCCACGCGGCGGAGACUUGACACUUGGUGAAUUACUUAAGUAUAAGUCUCAAGAAGGGGUUCGGGUUCUUUUAUUAGUUUGGGAUGAUAAAACUUCCCAUGAUAAAUUCUUUAUUAACACGGCGGGAGUAAUGGGAACUCACGAUGAGGAGACCAGGAAGUUCUUUAAGCAUUCCUCUGUAAUAUGCGUUUUGUCACCACGUUAUGCUAGCAGUAAGCUCAGCCUUAUCAAGCAACAGGUAGUUGGAACCAUGUUUACACACCAUCAGAAGUGUGUACUGGUAGAUACACAGGCACCUGGUAAUAAUAGAAAAAUUACAGCAUUCUUAGGAGGUCUGGAUCUCUGUGAUGGUCGAUAUGAUACACCGGAACAUCGCUUAUUCCAUGAUCUUGACACUGUAUUUAAAGAUGACUUUCAUCAGCCUACAUUUCCUGCAGGGACCAAGGCUCCAAGGCAACCAUGGCAUGAUUUGCAUUGCAGAAUUGAUGGACCUGCUGUAUAUGACGUGCUUAUAAACUUUGCUCAGCGGUGGAGGAAAGCGACAAAGUGGAGGGAAUUCAAAUUUUUUAAGAAAACAAUGUCCCAUUGGCAUGAUGAUGCUAUGCUAAAAAUUGAGCGUAUCUCAUGGAUACUCAGCCCUGCUUUUGCUGUUUUAAAGGAAGGCACUACAAUCCCAGUGGAUGAUCCCAGAUUAUAUGUGUAUGGGGAAGAUCACUCAGAAAAUUGGCACGUACAGAUCUUCCGCUCCAUUGAUUCUGGUUCAGUGCAGGGCUUUCCCAAGAGAAUUGAUGCUGCGCAGGCGCAGAACCUUGUCUGCUCAAAAAAUCUGAUAGUAGAUAAAAGCAUUGAAGCCGCAUAUAUUCAGGCAAUAAGAUCAGCUCAGCAUUUCAUAUAUAUUGAAAAUCAGUAUUUUCUUGGAUCCUCAUACGCCUGGGAAUCGUACAAAGAUGCAGGAGCUGAUCAUCUGAUACCGAUAGAAUUGGCACUGAAAAUUACUAGUAAAAUUAGAGCCAGGGAGCGGUUUUGUGUAUAUGUUGUUGUGCCCAUGUGGCCUGAAGGGGACCCUAAGUCAAUCACUAUGCAGGAAAUACUCUUCUGGCAGAGCCAGACUAUACAGAUGAUGUAUCAAAUUAUUGCAACAGAGCUCAAGUCGAUGCAGCUUUUGGACUCACAUCCGCAAGAUUAUUUGAAUUUCUACUGCCUUGGUAACCGUGAAGAAAUUCCAGGCUCUAUCCCUCAACCUUCUGGUAAUGGUGAUAAGGUCUCAGACUCGUAUAAGUUUCAGCGUUUCAUGAUAUAUGUUCAUGCCAAAGGAAUGAUAGUGGAUGAUGAUUAUGUUAUAGUGGGCUCUGCCAACAUAAAUCAACGAUCUUUAGCUGGGUCAAAAGAUACAGAGAUAGCUAUGGGUGCCUACCAGCCUCAUUACGCAUGGACAGAAAAGCAAAGGCAUCCACGGGGAAAGAUCUACGGAUACAGAAUGUCCCUGUGGUCAGAGCACCUUGGGAGAAUAGAAGAAUGUUUCGAGGAACCAGAGGCGCUAACAUGUGUGAGGAGGGUGAAUGAGGUUGCUGAAGAAAACUGGAAGAGAUACACAGCUGAAAAUUUCAGUCAACUGCAAGGACAUCUUCUGAAGUAUCCAAUACAUGUGGGUGCGGAUGGGAAAAUAGGUCCAUUAUCAGGAUAUGAAAAUUUCCCAGACAUAGGGGGUAGAGUACUGGGAAAUCAUGCCCCUACUAUCCCAGAUGUUUUGACCACAUAAUCCUCAAGAAUUAUUACCAUGAUGACACUGUAAAAUAAUGUAGUAGUAUGUCAUUUUGUACCUGUUUGUACAUUUUUCUUUGUUGUAUUUUUGCUGAGUGUUAGGGAAGCUGUGUGUUUACUUACCUUGGGUGUCAGUUGUUUAUCAAGAAUUAUAGUAUUCGAGAUUUGUGCAAUUACAGAUGUUAAUUGUUUUGAUUCA